GAAGCGUAUCGAGGAAGGGAAAAGUAUCCAGGACUAUGUCAUUGCGCCUGGACAGCACUGGCUUGACGGCAUAGCCAUCUCACCCGGUAUCGUGAGGUAAUUUGUCGCUAUGCCGAUGGGCCAGGGCUAUAGCGUGGAGGCCCAGCUCACCGGAAAAGAAGUCGUUGGCGGUCUCCAGUUCGAGAUAACUCCUACGAUACCCCAGGAGAGUCCACCCCCUCCUCCCCUUCCUGCUCUAAUUCCCCAGGAGACAAUAUUGCCUACGCCACCGAGUGGCUUCUCUAUCAAGAUCCACCAAAUGACUGGAAGGAUCUUUUAUUUUGCCUGUUCGCCGUCAGAUACCAUUGGGAGCAUCAAAAAAGGUAUUGAGGACCAACAAGGGAUUAAUGCUGAUACUCAAAAGCUUUUCUAUGCUCCAACUUCAACAACACUUGAGAAUGGUUAGUAUUCUACCUAUAUAAUCACCGCGAAGUGCUCAAUUAAAUUCCCGGUAGGUAGAUAAAACGUUGGCUUAUUACGGCAUACCUAAUGUAAGUCUUACGUCCUUAAU
Molecule: messenger RNA, 550 nt
Organism: Annulohypoxylon truncatum
Lineage: Eukaryota; Fungi; Ascomycota; Sordariomycetes; Xylariales; Hypoxylaceae
Exons: 1
Coding region: 110-445 (111 amino acids)
Molecular function (GO): protein binding
Source: RefSeq, a predicted model, not a curated record